AUGAAUUCAAUAAAAAUUCUACUCAUAUUAGCAGUAAGUUUACUGCUGCAAAUUGCCUUUUGCGCGUAUUUUUCACAGUUUUCAAUGAAAGAACCCGAACACGAUCCUUGUUACGAUUCGUCUGGGCGUUCUGUUCGUUGCAUUCCUGAUUUCAUCAAUGCUGCAUUUGGUAAACCUAUUAUUGCUUCAAGUACUUGUGGAUUAACAUCGCCUUCAAAAUUUUGCACGAUUCGAGAGAAUUCAAUUGGUAUUGUUCAAGAAGUGUGCGAUAUAUGUGAUGCAUAUAAUAAGAGUCGUGCUCAUCCAGCAUCAUUAUUAACCGAUCUUAACAAUUCACAGAAUGUUACUUGCUGGGUAUCUGAACCAACUACCGAAUAUCCACAUAAUAUUACUCUUACUUUAUCGCUUGGUAAGAAAUAUGAACUAACGUACGUGUCGAUGCAAUUUUGUAGCCGUCUUCCCGAUUCUAUGGCUAUAUAUAAGUCAAUGGAUUUUGGAAGGACAUGGAUUCCAUUUCAAUUUUAUUCGACACAAUGUAAACGAAUCUAUGGACGAACGCCAAACGUUCUCAUAAACAAACACAAUGAACAAGAAGCGCUAUGUACAGAUUCACACAUCUUAUCACCUAUGGCAAAUAGAAUAGCCUUUGCGACACUUGAGGGUCGGCCGUCCGCUUUUGAAUUUGAACAUUCACCCGUAUUACAAGACUGGGUUACUGCCACCGACAUUCGAAUUAUUUUUAAUCGCCUAAGCCCUGAUCAGGCUGAAAUUUAUGGAUUAAGCAACGAUAUAGGGAUUAACAUAACCGAUUCCUAUAUAGUUAAGCAAAGAUAUUUUUAUUCGAUGGGAGAAUUAGCUGUUGGUGGACGUUGUAAGUGCAAUGGACAUGCGUCAAGAUGUAUGUUUGAUAAAAUGGGCAAAUAUAUAUGUGAUUGUAAGCAUAAUACAGCUGGGCCUGAUUGUGAACGUUGCAAAACGUUUCACUUUGAUCGACCUUGGGGACGAGCCACUUCAACAAGUACUAAUCAAUGCAUUGCAUGCAAUUGUAAUUUACAUGCAAAAAAAUGUCGUUUCAAUAUGGAACUUUAUAAGUUGAGCGGCAAUAAAAGUGGUGGUGUUUGUAUAAAUUGUCGUCAUAAUACGGCCGGAAGAAACUGCCAUUAUUGUAAACCUGGAUAUUACAGAGAUAUUGCUAAGCCAAUAAUUCACCGAAGAGCCUGUAAAUAACGAAUGGUUUUGAAAAUUAAAGAAUGUUUCGAAUCAUUUAUAUGGGCUGAUAGCUAA
This is a messenger RNA of Dracunculus medinensis (Guinea worm), 1284 nucleotides long. NCBI's taxonomy places the organism in Eukaryota, Metazoa, Nematoda, Chromadorea, Rhabditida, Dracunculidae. The record is from the annotation of a GenBank genome assembly.